This is a messenger RNA of Paramisgurnus dabryanus, 2404 nucleotides long. Lineage: Eukaryota; Metazoa; Chordata; Actinopteri; Cypriniformes; Cobitidae. The record is from RefSeq and is a predicted model, not a curated record.
AUGGAGACAUACCUUACUGGAUUGGGGAACCCCACGGUUAAUGAUGAAAACUUGCAUAACAACAUUAGAUCAUCUGAUCGAGAUGUGGUGUGGGGAGUUGCAGGUCUCCACACACUCGCGAAUUUGUCUAACCUCCUGGAUAGCAUACCCAAUACAUCAGGAUUUCUAAGAAAUAACGAGAACGGGAUCUGUGCUACGGCUACUCGACACAACGAUGGUAGAUCUGGGAUACGCAAACCACUCUCGGAUUUGUCUAUCCUGGUGGAUAAUAUACCCCACACAACACUGGGUGGCAAUGGAUCACACAAAAGACAGAGAUCCAUUCAGGCCGAGAUUCACACACCAAGGGGCCCGCAUACAACUUUACGAAAUACUGAUGCAAAGAGACAACGAACGGUUCGGAGUGUGCCCCCCGUUUUGAAUGACAGAGUCAUCGCGAGCGAUAAUGUAGGACCAUUGGAGUCUGACGCUAGAACAUCUGGUCAAGGGUCGAGCACACAUGACAUAGUAGAGAGCUUUGUAGAUUGGGAUGAGGAUCUGUUUAUCGCAUGGGACGCUUGUGAUUUUGAAAUACCUACACCGGUGCAAUCACCAUCAGCGUCCAUGAAUGUACAAGGAACAACUGUGGCUUCCGAACAGACCCCAGAGUUAGGGGUGAAUCACAUAAACCAAGAAGACAACAAUUCUGAGGAUACAGAAUUGUCCCCAUAUGUUUUGACCCAGAACCUCGAUGUUCAAAGAACCGUGGAUUCCGAACAGACCAUCGCUGUGAUACAACUAAAUCGAGAAGAGGUUGGUUCUGAGGAUACAGAAUUGUCCCCAUAUGUUUUGACCCAGAACCUCGAUGUUCAAAGAAUCGUGGAUUCCGAACAGGACCCGGAGCCACUGCCUGGUAAUCAACAGGCCUAUAGAAACGAACUUGUGGCUAAUGAACAGGUCACGGACAGCACAGGAAAUGAAGUGACUCCAGAAGAGCUCAAAGACUUUUUGCAUUAUGUAUGGCACGAUUAUGUACAGUUUAAGCAGUUUGUAGUCUAUGGUUUUGCAAUCCAGGAUACAGAGCGAAGAAAACUGUUGGGGUUAAUCGCCGAAAUUAUCACUCUGUUAAAAAAUCCGACUUUGUAAGUGACAAAGCAGUUUUCUGCCGUUUUAAACUUAUACCGUUGAGUGUUCUCAAUACCAGAUACAACGGGAAAAUUUUCAAUGUUUAUAUAAUCCGGUUUAUACAUGUUUUUUGAUACCUUGUUGGUGUUUCUUAAUAUAAUAAUAUCACAGAUCCCCUGACAGUUAGUACAUCAUACAUGUUGGUAAUCUCUUGAAAAUUGUUGCUAGAAGAUUAAGGUAACGCUUCAACACUGUUUAUGUUUUAGAUUUAUUUACUAAAUCUUUCACAGCGAAUAUAGCAAAAAUGUUUGAAACUGUAAACUUGUAAAAUCAUCAGUGGCAACAUAAUACAGAAUGCUUAGGUUUUUAUUUAGUAAUCCUUUUAACAUAAAACUUGAGAGUCUGUUGCAUGCAACAGCAAUGCGAUGAAACACAUCGUGACAAACAGUAAUGUGUGUUAAAACCUUUGUAAAUUGAGUCACAACCAUCUACAACUUGGUAAUGUUUGAAAUAGUAUGGUUACAUUUAAACAGGUACCAUUAGAUUGAAAACAUCUAUAUGACGGUGAAGGUUGUUUUUGCAAAUACUUAGAUUUAACAUUUCGUACAUUAUGUACAGUUUAAGCAGUUUGUAGUCGAUGGUUUUGCAAUCCAGGAUACAGAGCGAAGAAAACUGUUGGGGUUAAUCGCCGAAAUUAUCACUCUGUUAAAAAAUCCGACUUUGUAAGUGACAAAGCCGUUUUCUGCCGUUUUAAACUUAUACCGUUGAGUGUUCUCAAUACCAGAUACAACGGGAAAAUUUUCAAUGUUUAUAUAAUCCGGUUUAUACAUGUUUUUUGAUACCUUGUUGGUGUUUCUUAUACUCAAUAUUAUUAUUAUUAUUGUUUUUUACUGAUUUUUUUAUUAUCUGAACUAUUGCUUGUUAUUUGUGAUAUAAUGUUUGAAAACAUUAAUAAAAACCCCGCAAAUAUCUUCUUAAGAUGAUUACGCAUUGUUUAAUUAUUGUGGCUUGCUGUACCAAACCAUUCUCUGAUAUAUCAAGAAUAUUUCCAAAGUAACGAAUGUUAAGAUAUUCAUGACCAGGGGUCUAUCCACAGAUUACACCACAAUGUUUUAAGUGUUGGUUGCGUGCAUGCUAUGCAUUCACAAAACAUACAUUUACAUUCAAAACCUAUGGAUUCAAAGACUUAAAGUCAGCAAUUUAUGUCGUUCACAUCAACCGUACCAACAUUUUUAGAAUGUGCAAACUGUUUUACUUCGUUUUAAACAUGUUUGGGUGGUUUCGGUCUAGAUUUUUAUAG